Molecule: messenger RNA, 3783 nt
Organism: Andrographis paniculata
Lineage: Eukaryota; Viridiplantae; Streptophyta; Magnoliopsida; Lamiales; Acanthaceae
Product: leucine-rich repeat receptor protein kinase MSP1-like
Exons: 1
Coding region: 1-3783 (1260 amino acids)
Biological process (GO): protein phosphorylation
Cellular component (GO): plasma membrane
Molecular function (GO): protein kinase activity; protein binding; ATP binding
Source: RefSeq, a predicted model, not a curated record
AUGGCGAUUCCAUUACUGCUUUCAACUUCGCACCUUCUUCUCCUCGCCGGCGCCACCGUCGCCCUCAUUAUUCCGGCGGUCGCCGGCGGCGAUAACACCAGAUUACUCCAAGCUUUCAGAGAUUUGUUCCUACCAGGCAAAAUUUCUGUAUCCUAUCGAUCUGAUUGCCACAUUCAUCCAUGUAAUUGGAAAGGAAUCAAAUGCAACGGCUCCGACGUGACGGAGAUAAAUUUAUCGUGCUCGGAGUCGCGGCGGAGCCUCCCGUUCCCGAAGCUGAUCGGAGAAUUUAAAAAGCUCAGAAUUCUCAAUCUCAGCCGCUGCGCCUUCGCCGGAGAGAUUGCUCCGGCGGUUUACGAAUUGGAGGACUUGGAAGUUAUCGACCUGAGCCAUAACCUACUGACCGGAAACCUAAUUCCGGCGAUCGGAAAAUUAAGAAAUCUCAAACGUCUCAUCCUCGACAGCAACAAUCUGUCGGGAUUUCUGCCGCCAACGAUCGGAAAUCUGACGGAGAUCAUAGAGCUUUCGAUCUGUUCAAAUUCGUUCUACGGAAGUCUGCCGGAGGAGCUCGGAAAGCUGCGGCAAGUUAAGUCUAUCGACCUCCAUGACAACUUCUUCUCCGGCAGUUUGCCGCCAGCGAUCGGAAAUCUAUCGACUCUUAUUUACUUCUCUGCUAGCUACAACAUAUUCAGCGGCGAGCUCUGUUCCGAAAUCGGAGGACUAACUGCCAUCAAUGUUCUAGAUCUUUCUUCGAAUUCAUUCACCGGCGCCGCACCGUUCAGCAUCGGGAGUUUGAGAAAUCUCGAGAUACUUAAUCUUCAAAACUGCCUGUUUACUGGAAAAAUCCCCGAAGAGAUUGCAAUGUUGUCGAACUUGUGGAAUUUAAAUCUCGCGCGGAACGAUUUUUCCGGCGAAUUGCCUUCGAGUAUCGGAAGAAUGUCGAGUUUAGCUUAUUUUGUAGCUUCGAGCUCCGGUGUCAAUGGAGGAAUCCCGCCGGAGCUCGGGAACUGUACAAAUCUCCGGAUUCUCGACCUUUCUUACAAUGCGCUGACAGGUCCGUUGCCGGACAGUCUAUCGGGAUUACAUCUGAUUAACGCAGUUAUACUGAGCGAUAAUCAUUUGUCGGGGUCGAUUCCUGUCUGGAUUUCGAAAUGGAAGCGAGUUCAAAGCAUUGUGUUGUCGAAGAAUCGUUUCAACGGAACAUUACCGUUGCUCGAUCUGCCGGCGUUGUCUGUUUUGGACAUCGGCGACAAUUGGAUUUCCGGGGAUCUGUCUCCGAGCAUAUGCAAUGCCGCAUCGUUGUCUGUUCUUUUGAUGUCGCAAAACAACUUUUCAGGCAGCUUGACCAGCGUGUUCGAGGAUUGUCGCAACCUUACGAGUCUGAUCUUGUCUGAAAACAACGUGUUCGGUGAGUUACCGAGCUAUCUCAGCGAUCUUCGUCUCGUGAACUUGGAAUUGUCCGGUAAUAACCUGUCCGGGCGAGUCCCCGAUCGCUUAUGGGAAUCGAAAACGCUGAUGGGGAUCUCGUUGAACGGCAAUAUGUUUGAAGGAUUAUUGUCCGAUGCGAUUGGAAAUCUUUCGACUCUCACUAGAUUGCAAAUGGAUAACAAUAUGUUCGAAGGAAGAAUCCCCGCGGCCAUCGGGAAACUUAAGAAUUUAGCAAAUUUGUCGCUGCGAGGUAAUAAACUUACCGGCGAUAUCCCUCUCGAGCUCUUCGACUGCACGAGCCUCGUGUCGCUGAACUUGGGCGAGAACAGGUUGACGGGUCGAAUUCCGGGAUCGAUAUCCAAGUUGAGUUUGCUCGACAACUUGGUUCUUUCGGACAACCUUAUCACCGGACCAAUUCCGCCGGAGAUAUGCUCCGGUUUUCAGAAGGCGCCUUUGCCGGACUCCGAAUUUGUGCAACACUACGGCAUGCUCGAUCUUUCAAACAAUGAGUUCGAAGGCUCGAUUCCUCGCACAAUUGGCUAUUGCAAAGUUGUGCAAGAGAUCUUGUUGAAGGGGAACAAGCUCGACGGGAAUAUUCCUGAGGAGAUAUCUCUACUAUCUAAUCUAACGCUACUCGACUUGUCGUAUAAUGCGCUAUCGGGCUCCAUUGUUCCAUCAUUAUUCUCGAUGGCAAAUCUUCAAGGCCUCGUACUUGCACACAAUCGACUAACGGGCUCGAUUCUGGGCAACUUUUCAUCAAGUUUAGCGAAGAUUGAUCUUUCGUUCAAUGGAUUAACCGGUACGGUGCCACGAUCGUUGUUUAGGGUUAAAAGCUUGACAUAUUUCGACGUGAGCUCGAAUGCAUUGUCCGGUACUUUUGUCAUCGGGUUUAAAAGUAGUUCGCUCUUAGUAUUGAAUGCGAGCAACAACCGGAUCUUCGGCGCGCUAGAUGAUUUGGUGUCGAAUCUUGUAUCUAUAUCCACUUUGGACCUCCACAACAACAUUUUCGCCGGGAGUGUACCGGUGUCCUUAGCCAAACUCCCCGCCUUGACGUAUCUUGACCUAUCUGGAAAUGCAUUCGGAUACAUGUUCCCUUGUAACGUUUGCUCGAUACCGGGGCUAGUAUACUCGAAUUUCUCGGGCAACAACUUCUCGGGACAAUUAAUACAAUCUUGUGAGGAUGGAAAGCGUCGAUGCGAAUCGAUCGCUACUCGGAGCAACAAUCCUUCUCGCUUGAUUCUAUCUCGUGCUUCGGUAUUCGGUUUUGCCAUCGGGGGAGGCGUGGUCUUUCUAGCAUGCCUCGUCGUGUUUUUGAAAUGGAUAGUUAAAAAUCAGGCUCUGAUACCAGUUGACGAGGAUAAAAAUAACCUUUUCACUCAGACGGAUCAUUUUCCGAGUGAUGGCAUUUCGAAGAAGAAAGUAAAAGAGCCCCCGAGCAUCAACGUUGCGAUGUUUGAGCGCUCGUUGACAAAGAUCAAUCCAAAAGAUAUCUUAUCCACCACGGAGAAUUUCAACCCGAGCUACAUUAUCGGUGACGGUGGUUUUGGCACCGUAUAUCGAGCAUUCCUCCCCGGCGGAAGGAAACUCGCCGUCAAGAGGCUCGACGGAGGUCAUACUCACGGCGAGCGCGAGUUCAUCGCGGAACUCGAGACCAUCGGAAAAGUAAAGCAUAGGAACUUAGUACCGUUGCUCGGGUAUUGCGUUCACGGCGACGAGAGGUUCUUGAUCUACGAAUACAUGGAGAACGGUAGCCUCGACUUUUGGCUAAGGAGACGAGAUAAAAACGCGUCGACAAUGCUCGAUUGGCCUACGCGGUUCCAAAUUUGCCUAGGCUCGGCCCGGGGGCUCGCGUUCUUGCACUACGGAUUCGUCCCCCACAUCAUCCACCGCGACAUAAAGUCGAGCAACAUAUUGCUAGACAAGAACUUCGAGCCACGGGUAUCGGACUUCGGCCUAGCUCGGAUCGUAAGCGCGUGCGAGAGCCACGUGUCGACGAUGCUCGCCGGAACUUUAGGGUACAUACCGCCGGAGUACGGGCAAGCGAUGGUGGCGACGGCGAAGGGGGACGUGUAUAGCUUCGGGGUCGUGAUGAUGGAGCUCGUGACGGGACGGGCCGCAACGGGGCAAGCGGAUGUGGAGGGCGGGAACCUUGUGGGGUGGGUGAGGUGGAUGGCGGCGGCGGGGCGGGAGGCGGAAGUGGUGGAGGCGCCGUGUACGAGUUUUCCGGCGUGGAAGGAUCAAAUGCUGGCGGUGCUUUCGAUAGCGAAGAUGUGCACAAACGAUGAGGCGUGGAGGAGGCCGACGAUGCUCGAGGUUGUUCGGCUGCUAAAGAAGGCCAAAGCUAUAGUCACCCUUUAA